AUGUCUAAUUUCUCUGAAAUUAAUAAAUUAAAAAGAAAUAUAAAAAACUCCUCAAGAUAUGAUCAUAAAUCUUCUGGUGGGACUCUAUCACCAAGAUCGCCCAAUGCCGAGAAUUUUCCGGAAAGCCUCAAAACUCCUGCAAAGCCGAAAACAUCAAAACAAGUUUCCGUAGGAUUUUCGUCAACACACGCGUCCUUAGCAUUAUCGACAGCUAAUGAAAGAAGUCACACAGUUUCAAGAAGCUUAUCAGUGGCGUGUGUAACGUUGGAGCACCCAUCCCAUGAGCUACUGAAGGACAACAACUUCAUCUGCCACAAGUACAAUUCUUACCGAGCCAACUGCCUCAAGGAUCGUCGGAAGGUUGGGAUCAGACAGUUUACAGAAAUGAACACUCUUUUCAGAAAAGAUUUCGACCUGACUUGUUUGAGCACUUCCAGCGAUUACCAAAGUGGCCAGUUAUAUGGCCUGGAAAAGUUCUGGGCUUUUUUCAAAUAUUCAAGGAAGCAUGUGCUGGUCAAUGACAGGUUGAGGGAAUGGCUCAGCAAGUAUCAGAGACUGGAGGAUUUCAGAGUUGAGUCCCCUUUCGGUUUGAAGCCAAGCUUCCAUCACAGCAGUCAAGUGCAACUUCAUUUUUACUGGAACAUGCCCCCAAUGAAUUAUAUGACCAGAAUCAGACAUGACUCAGAAAGAUCAGAUCCAUCAAAAAAUAGAAGUGGUGGCCAACAUCACCAACAACAUCAGAUGCGAAGCUGUACCAAUGUCAGACCAUACAAUGCCCAAGAGUUGGAGGCAUGUAAUGGAAAUUGUUCCAUGGGGUUAUUUACUAGCACAAAGCACGUGUACUUACCUAGAAGAGAGCGCCGUAUGGUCACGUGGCAACAAAAUAUGUACAGAUUUUUCUUGAGCGGUUGCAAUGGACAGUACCUAAUCGAGAAAAGCGGAAGCUUGUUCAAAAAAGUCAUGUUUACGUUUUUUCAAAGUGAAAUCAUAGCAAAACUCAUGGUAUAUGGGUUUGUGAAAAGCGGUCUAUUUGCAAUGGACGGCAGUAAUAAUAAUAACAACAACAAUAAUAAUAAUGAUGAUUUCAAUAAUAUUAAUAAUGAUGAUAGGGAUAGGGAUAAUAAUAAUAAUAAGAAGAAGAAGAAGAAUAGUAAUAAUAAUAAUGAGAACAUCCUUUUAUUUUCAUUUUAA
Messenger RNA from Helobdella robusta, 1191 nucleotides. RefSeq lists its product as hypothetical. Gene Ontology annotation, molecular function: RNA cap binding. The record is from RefSeq and is a predicted model, not a curated record. Lineage: Eukaryota; Metazoa; Annelida; Clitellata; Rhynchobdellida; Glossiphoniidae. The transcript has 7 exons. Gene Ontology annotation, biological process: mRNA stabilization. The coding region runs from base 1 to 1191 and encodes 396 amino acids.